AUGUCCACCUCGAUAUCCUCCAUGCAAAACCCCUCCUGUCUUCUCUAUGGCGCCGGCGACUGCCGCUACGAAGACCGACCCAUUCCCACCAUCGAAGACCCCAACGACGUGAUAAUCCGCAUUGCGUACACCGGUGUCUGCGGAAGCGAUGUGAGUUUCUGGGUCCAUGGCGGCAUCAAACGCCGCAUCACGCCCGAAAACCCAGUCGUGAUGGGCCACGAAGCAUCCGGCACAGUGCAUGCCAUCGGAUCUGGCACACACCAUCUCAAACCGGGCGAUCCGGUGGCCAUCGAGCCCGGAUAUCCGUGUCGACGCUGCGAGCUGUGCAAAGCGGGUCGAUACAAUCUCUGUCCCAGGAUGAAAUUCGCCGCAGUCCCUAGUAGCUGUCAUGGGACGUUGACGAGGUUUUUCAAGAUCCCCGGGGAUUAUUGUCAUUCGUUAGUACCAGCAUCGGGAUCGGGAUCGGGAUCGGGAACCGUAGACUCAGAUCCUAAGUUGGGUCUAGGUCUCGACGAAGCCGUGCUGAUGGAGCCAUUAGCCGUGGCGAUCCACUCCGUUCGCUCGGUAGGCGUCACGCCGGGGAGUCGGGUGGUAGUGUUCGGUGCCGGCACGGUGGGGUUGUUAUGCGCGAGCGUGGCACGAGAGUUCGGCACGAAACAAAUCAUCAUUGUGGAUGUGAACGCGCAAAAGCUGGAGUUUGCGGAGAGUGUGGUUCCGAACCCGCAUGUCUCUUUCGGCACAUAUAUUCCCUCGUCGACGCUCUCGACAGAGGAAAAUGCUAGUAAACUCCUGGAACAAUUCGAUUCUACGUCUCAUAACAUCGGGGAAACAGGAAUUCCGGGCUUUGAUGUCGUGAUCGAAGCUACUGGCGCUGAACCCUGCGUGCAGAUGGGCAUUAAUGUUCUCCGGGCUGGGGGUGCUUAUAUCCAGACGGGCAACGGGAAGAGGAAGGUGGAGUUUCCGAUUUCCACGGUGGCAGAGAAGGAGAUCACGGUGCGAGGGUGCUUUCGGUAUGGACCAGGAGAUUUUCAGCUGGGGGUGAAGAUGGCGAGUGAGGGUAGGAUUCAGGUGAAGAGGUUCAUUACGAAGGUGGUGCCGUUUGAGAGCGCCGUGGAGGCGUGGGAGACGACGAGGAGGGGAGAAGGGAUCAAGACUUUGAUUAAGGGGGUUGAGGAGUAG
Aspergillus affinis is the source of this 1179-nucleotide messenger RNA. RefSeq names its product NAD(P)-dependent alcohol dehydrogenase. Gene Ontology annotation, biological process: D-sorbitol catabolic process. The transcript has 2 exons. Bases 1 to 1179 code for a protein of 392 amino acids. NCBI's taxonomy places the organism in Eukaryota, Fungi, Ascomycota, Eurotiomycetes, Eurotiales, Aspergillaceae. The record is from RefSeq and is a predicted model, not a curated record. Gene Ontology annotation, molecular function: L-iditol 2-dehydrogenase (NAD+) activity.